CAACAGCGCACAGUGUAUAGACUGACGCUAGUGAAAGCUUGGAACGUGGAUGAACUUAAAGCCUAUGCUGAACUGGUGUCCCUUGGUAAACCGGACUUCAUUGAGGUGAAGGGAGUGACAUACUGCGGUGAAAGCUCAGCCAGCAACUUAACCAUGGCCAAUGUUCCCUGGCACGAAGAGGUGGUGCGUUUUGUGCAGGAGUUGACGGACCUUAUACCAGAUUAUGACAUUGCAUGUGAACAUGAACAUUCAAACUGCCUCCUGAUCGCUCACAAAAAGUUCAAGAUCAACGGGGAAUGGAGCACGUGGAUUGAUUAUGACCGUUUUCAUGAGCUGGUCCAGGAGUAUGAAAACAGCAGGGGCUCAAAGACCUUCACUGCAGCAGAUUAUGUUGCCAAAACACCAUCUUGGGCAGUGUUUGGCUCCAAAGAGAGGGGCUUUGAUCCUUUGGACACUAGAUUUCAACGAAAGAACAAAGCAAAGGACAUCUCCGGGUGUUGAUAUCACUAACCUGAUUUACAGUAUGACUGGCUGAUGGAGCUGUUGUUUGGUUUCUCUUACUUUUAUAGUCUAACUUGGAUACAGAAUAUUUGCAUGUAGCCCAGACUGGUGACAGCAACAAGAAGGCAAAAGCCGUUUGUGACCUCUUCCCUUCUAUCUCUGUGAAUUAUAUCAGACAUUUUUUAUUUAGGUCCAUCUAUCCAAUUUGCUGUAAUUGGCAUGGUUCCAUGUAAUUUUUAUUCUAAGUGUGCAGAUCUUACAAUUAGAGCGUAACUGUGACCCACACAAUUUAAUAUAGCAACUCUUUUUAUUUUAUUGCUGGACUUUUUGGAGGGUGCUUCCUGUUUCAUCAUUUAAAUAUCUCGAUACCAAUGAUAGGGGAGUUGAAUUUUUCAGUGUAGCUCCCCCUUCGUCUAGUUGUCCGUGUCCAUGAAACCCGACAGCUUGGCUUUUGAAAGCCUGACCUAUACCUGGAGCAUCUUGACAGCACCAAAUCUUGGCAGCACCUAAGAUUUACUAACAUGUAUGUCAAACACAAACACUUGUUGCUAUAAAUAACAAAACACACACAAAUCUAGAGCCUUAUCCAGCAAAGUAUCUAUUGAAGUCAUAAAACACCUCUAAUUAUCCUGGUAGAGUGAAGCCUUUAAAGUAUGCUCAAGUGUCUUCCAUCUUCAUGGAUUCUUACCUUUAAUAUUUUCUAAAUAGUCGUGCCUCCAAACAAAAUUUGGGCCAAAUUGCGCUUGCUGGAUUUGCCCACAAUUUCUGUGGGAGUUCUGAGUGAGGUAGGCUAUCAGUGUUCGAACUUUUGAGUAAGCUGCCAGUAAAUUUUAAUUUGAAUCUCAGACCUGAAGUAAAACCUUAAAUGCAUCAAGAUUCAUAGCUAAAGAAUGGGAAGACUGAAGGAUCAACUGUAUUUUGAAACUGUUAGGAAUAAUUUACCAAGAGAAUCUCAGAAACCAGAUCUGUACUUAACACUUUUCUGGAGGUGAUGGUAGCUAAUUUUUCAAGCCUGUGUACCACCGUGUUUGAUCAAAAUUGUCAGAUGUGAAUGAAGAACAGUCCUGAUUCUAAGCAGUACAUUUAUUAAGGAAAAUUACAUGAUGGUGUCAUACACUGAUGUGUUGUCUAAAACUUUAAACAGUUUCUGGAUUUUUGACAACUUCUGAUUGUGAUGUAGAACAAGUCUAUUAAUUGGAGUUGGGGCCUGGUUGUUAAUUUCUUUGCACCUACAAUAACAACAAUGAAUUUGGCCAAGUUAUAAGUGUAAAACCAGUGUAUAUAAAGUCUGAAUCAGGUCUGGAACUUCUUUUCCAAGAAAGCUAUUUAUUGUCGUUUAUCCCAGAAAAGUAAAGGUCAAACUGAUGUGCAUCUUAUAAAUAUAUAUUUCAGAGAGAUUGGGCCACAGAUGGCUUUUUAUGAUAUUCUGAGAUAUUAAAAAAACUGCUACUGGGAAUUUAGAUUUAAAUAAAGGUGUUUUUUGUUUA
Pelodiscus sinensis (Chinese soft-shelled turtle) is the source of this 1988-nucleotide messenger RNA. Lineage: Eukaryota; Metazoa; Chordata; Testudines; Trionychidae. The record is from RefSeq and is a predicted model, not a curated record.